Molecule: messenger RNA, 1006 nt
Organism: Pistacia vera
Lineage: Eukaryota; Viridiplantae; Streptophyta; Magnoliopsida; Sapindales; Anacardiaceae
Exons: 5
Coding region: 104-778 (224 amino acids)
Biological process (GO): ubiquitin-dependent protein catabolic process via the multivesicular body sorting pathway
Cellular component (GO): ESCRT I complex
Molecular function (GO): ubiquitin binding
Source: RefSeq, a predicted model, not a curated record
CAAACGUGGCGGUGAGCUCCUUCAUUAAUUUUAUAACGCGUCUAAAAAGUUCUUAAAAGAGUUAAGAAGCAACAGAGUCUGUUACACGCACAAAGGAUCGUCAAUGGACUACGAUUACAGAAACAGAGCGAGUUCAGGAUAUCCGCUGUACGGUCCUCCUCCUCCUCCCACAUCAUCAGCUGCACCGUCCAGCCAUCCGAUGUAUCACCAGUCAUCGUCUUUUUAUCCGAAGAUCGGUCAACAUGGUGCUCACCCCAUAGUCCCUCCCGUCUCUCGCUCUUCCUCUUAUCACCAGACCUCAUCACCUUCCUCCUCAGCCUCUUCGGGAUUGGGAAUUAGGGUUGCUUUAAAACCUGAGUAUCGAAUCACUGCUCCGCCUCAAUUGUCGGCACAAAUAGGAGAUAUUCCCCGGAGCAAUUUUCAAUUUGAUUUUGACUUUGAAAGAAGGGUUUUGGCUGAAGCCGAGAAGGAUAGCCAGAACUGGAGCAGGCUUGGGAUGGAAAAUGUUCCAUCAAAAACCACUGAAUCUACUUCUUCAUUGGGCUCGGUUGGGGAUCCUGUGGUGAGCAAAUACAUUGCAGCAGGACUCAACCGUGAUGCUGUUCCCAUUGCUGUUGCAAACUAUGGAGACAACCCGACCAAGAUUCGGGACUUUGUCAAUGGUUACACUCUCCUACGAGAAAUGGGAUUUUCACCUAGCAGUGUUGCGGAAGUACUACUCAUGUAUGAUAAUGACAAAGACAAGGCAGUGGCACAUUUCCUUAACAAUUCAUCAUGAAAAUACCUAAAUGGUUCUGUAAUACGGAGUUUUAGUGUGACAGUAGUAUAUAUAAAGUUCAGUGUUUGCUUCAUGAAUGCAGGUUUAUUCUGAUUGUAUAAAGAUAGCCAACAAUCUAUUGGUGAGGCCCCUGUAUUAAAAGUUGUAUGUAAAAGCAUAAACAACUAUAUUAACUUGGCAAACUAUUGGUGGAUGAAAUUAAAAUGGUUGAUCACGUUCUCUUGUUUA